Alternaria alternata is the source of this 1891-nucleotide messenger RNA. RefSeq lists its product as hypothetical. Bases 348 to 1562 code for a protein of 404 amino acids. Lineage: Eukaryota; Fungi; Ascomycota; Dothideomycetes; Pleosporales; Pleosporaceae. The record is from RefSeq and is a predicted model, not a curated record. The transcript is spliced from 2 exons.
UCCGUCUUCAACCACUUCGCAUACAACGUCAACCAUCAUGGCGCCCAAGAAAAAGGAAACGCCAGCAACUGGCCAGCUUCUGAUCUCUGUCGCAGAGUUCAGGAAGACCCGCGACUCGGUACGUACCACAACUUGCUUCGUCUUGUCUGCAAUAGCGACGCGCCUGCCUUCAGUUACCGCGUCGCGAUGGCACCACGCUCAACACGGCGCCACCUUCACCUCGCCUCGUCUUUUCUUUUGUGUAACCUUGAUCGCCUAAUCUACGCGACUCCAAAUUGGCGACAUUUGCCUAUGAGCGGCUUCCUGCGCUUCUGCCAGAGACGCGUCGUCAACCCCAGCUAGUCGCAAUGGCGCCAGCGCAACCAAGAUCGCGCAAUCGCUCCAGCGCGAGCAAGACUGUAGCGCACAAAGACGAAGCAAUUGCUUACAAUCACAAUCAGGUCAUUUUCAAUCUCCACGAACUCCAGAAUGGCCUGGUCAAUGUCCAGCACGGCAUCACCAGUCUCUUGGAGAGCUACAAACAGCACUGCCACUCAGUCCUCGGCUACGAAGAGGGUGCGACAACACCCUACAACAACGAUAUCGCCACACUCGGCGCUGCCGCUUCUGCCGCCUCCGUCCUCGAAGCUGGCCAAAAAGCCGUCGAAGAAGUAACCCAGGGCCUCGGCGACAAGGCGGGCGACGCGAGCAAGAGCAAGAAGCGCAAACGUGAGAAGAAGGAGAAGGACCCCAAUGCGCCCAAGAAGCCGCUCACCGCUGCCUUCUUGUACCACCAACAUGCGCGUCCCAUCGUCAAGGCCGAUCUUGAGGCCGCGCUUCCUCCAGGUGGCCAGAUCGAGAAGAACGCAGUCCAGAUCGAGGUGAACAAGCGCUGGAACGAGCUCUCAGAGGAGGAGAAGGAGCAAUGGAAGGCGUCUUACCGCAAUUCAAUGGAGGAGUACAAGACCGCGUUAGCUGCAUACGUCGCAAAUAAGGGCAUCAAGGACGCCGAGCUUAUCGAAGAGGAUGACGCUUCCGACGAGGCCGAGCCCGAAGUAGAGGCUGAAGUUGGCGCAGCCGAUUCUGAUGUAUCCUCUGAAGACGAGGAGGAAGCACCAGCUGCCAAAGCACCCUCUCCACCUGCAAAAACUCCACGCAAGCGCCAGAAGACAACUCCAGCUGUCAAUGGCAACUCAAUCCCCGUCUCCAUCGCUCCCGCUGCUACCGCUUCAACUCCAGUUCCACUGCCGACCUCCCGCACAGCGCCGCAAACGACAGCCCCUGCCUCCAAUGCCGUCGCCGAGACACCUGCGAAGAAGGAUAAGAAGAAGAAAGACAAAGCCGCACCACAGCCUAUCGCCCCUGCUCCAGCCACCUCCCCCGACGAGCCCAGCCCCGAGGAGACUGGCGGCAAGAAGAAAUCCAAGUCUGGCCGUAGCACGCGCAACAACGAGGUCGAGGGUGAUAAGGAGAAUGCAGCGCAGGAGAAGGAAAAGGCUGAGAAGGCCGAGAAAGCCGAAAAAGCUGGCAAGGAGAAGAAGCGCGAUCGCAACAAGAGGAAGAGCGAGGUUGCUUCAACCUAGAAGGUAAAGAAGACACGCAAGAAAAAGAGGCGCGACCACAGGAAGAGAAGGUCUGCCUCAACCCAGACGGGUUUCUUCCCGUCGUGAUUCAUCCACAGCAUGCGCUUCCCUUCAUGUUUUCUCUCAUCACUUCAGCGAAGGAGAUGUGAAGCGAGUUCGUCCCUGACACGAGAAUGGUGGUUAGACGCAAUAUUCUGUACCGUAUGCUUUUCCCUGUCGCUAGGUUUUUUUUGGAAAGGCGAAUGGUGUGAAUAAGCGUACUGUACGACAUUGUCUUCGGACGAGCAUCUUCCUAGUAUAGAUAUCAAGGAGAUUUGCGAAUAGCAUGG